This is a messenger RNA of Colletotrichum destructivum, 594 nucleotides long. RefSeq names its product Putative ARS-binding protein. The record is from RefSeq and is a predicted model, not a curated record. Bases 1 to 594 code for a protein of 197 amino acids. Lineage: Eukaryota; Fungi; Ascomycota; Sordariomycetes; Glomerellales; Glomerellaceae. The transcript has a single exon.
AUGGGCAGCGAAAAGUCACACGCAUCAGGCGAAGCCAAGCGCCGGAGAUCCAUCGCCAACUCGCAGCGGCGAGCCCUCCGCGCAUGGUUCUACGACACCACCAAAGGGCCCAAGUCACAGGUGGACGCCUCGGUGUGGUGGAAGGAGGCGUACGGGUACCACCUCAACUCGAGCACCGUCAGCGAGAUCCUCAGCUACAAGUACGACUUCUUGGACGUGACGGACGCCGGCGCCAGCGCCAACGCCAACGCCGCCAGCGACGAGAGGAGGCGGGACAGGCCGGCCAAGUGGGAGGUGCUCGAGCAGGAGCUGGUCUCAUGGGUCUUCAGCUACGAGUCGGUUGUGGGCGAGGGCAGCGUCACGAGCAGCAUGCUGCGCCAACGGGGCACCGAGCUGUGGAACUCGCUGCCCUGCUACCAGGGCAUGCCCGAGCCGAAGUGGAGCGAGGGCUGGAGGAGUCGGUUCAAGGCUCGCUACAUGCUGUACCGGCAGAGGAUGCUCGAGGACGCGGCCGAGCUGGCCACUUACAGCGGCGCGUCCUCGUCGUACGGCGGCUACUCCUCCGACGAGAUUUUCUCGACGGAAUCCGCCUAA